This is a messenger RNA of Nerophis lumbriciformis (worm pipefish), 2128 nucleotides long. Its product is annotated as fatty acyl-CoA reductase 1. Gene Ontology annotation, cellular component: peroxisome. Gene Ontology annotation, molecular function: alcohol-forming very long-chain fatty acyl-CoA reductase (NADP+) activity. Gene Ontology annotation, biological process: long-chain fatty-acyl-CoA metabolic process. The record is from RefSeq and is a predicted model, not a curated record. Lineage: Eukaryota; Metazoa; Chordata; Actinopteri; Syngnathiformes; Syngnathidae.
CCAAGGAAGUGGCGUAAACCUGGCACUUUUGUCAACGGAAUUUGGCACAGCAGGAGAAGAAAAAAAAGCCGGAGGGGUGUGGCGACCGCGCCAGUGUCUUCCGAGGGAAGCCACGUUUCUCGACGAGGCGAAGGCGGCCGGUGGGGCCGGGCUGAGAUUUUUUUUUUUUUCCCUCCACGGUGGAAGCAUCCGACGGUCGGGGGCGGCCGGUGGGAGGAGGCAAGAGAGUCCGCAGCUGCCGCACCGCACAGACUCUCUGACAGGCGCAAGGAGGAACGACGCAUGCUCUCCGCUCAUGUCUACGAAUCUAUGUGAAGGCCGGGUCAAAGAAACGCAGACCAGACCGUCGGACCCCUGCAGCGGCGCCAUGGCGUCCGUAGCGGAAUACUACGCCGGCAAGAACGUGCUCAUCACGGGAGCCACGGGCUUCAUGGGCAAAGUCCUGGUGGAGAAGCUGCUGAGAAGCUGCCCGAAGGUCCGAGCGCUCUUCCUGCUGGUCAGACCUAAAGCCGGCCAGUCCAUGCAGCAGAGGGUGGACGACAUGCUCAAGUGCAAGCUCUAUGACCGUGUGCGGGAAGACGACCCGGACUUCCACCAAAAGGUCAUACCAGUCAGCAGCGAACUGACGCAGCCGGGCCUCGCCAUCAGCGAGGAGGACGUCGCUGAGCUCACCGUCCGCAUCAACAUCGUCUUCCACUGCGCCGCCACCAUCCGUUUUGACGAGCCGCUCAAACACGCCCUGCAGCUCAACGUGAUCGCCACCCAGCAGCUCCUUAACCUGGCCCAGCGCAUGCGCCACCUCGAGGCCUUCAUCCACAUCUCCACCGCCUAUGCAAACUGCAACCGCAAGCACAUCGACGAGGUCAUCUACCCGCCGCCCGUCGAGCCUUGGAAGCUCAUCGAAUCCCUCGAGUGGAUGGACGACAGCAUCGUGCGCGACAUCACGCCGCGGCUCAUCGGCGACCGGCCCAACACAUACACGUACACCAAAGCCCUGGCCGAGUACGUGGUGCAGCAGGAGCAGGACAAGCUCAACAUCGGCAUCAUCAGGCCCUCCAUUGUGGGAGCCAGCUGGCAGGAACCCUUCCCGGGUUGGAUUGACAACUUCAACGGGCCGAGCGGAGUCUUUAUCGCUGCUGGGAAAGGGAUUCUGCGCACCAUGCGGGCCAACAACGACGCUGUGGCCGACCUGAUCCCCGUGGACGUGGUCAUCAACCUGAUGCUGGCUGCAGGCUGGUACACGGCCGUGCACAGACCUAAGAAGGCGCUGGUGUACAACUGCACGACCGGCGGCAUCAACCCGUUCCACUGGGGCGAGAUCGAGCACCACGUGAUGUCGACCUUCAAAAGGAACCCACUGGAGCAGGCCUUCCGCAGGCCCAACGCCAACAUCACGUCCAACUAUCUCAUCUACCAGUACUGGAUCCUGGUCAGCCACAAGUUCCCCGCCCUCAUUUACGACCUCUUCCUACGUCUCACCGGACAGAAGCCGCAGAUGAUGCGCAUCUUUAACCGGCUGCACAAAGCCAUCAGCCUGCUGGAGUACUUCAGCAGCCAGGACUGGGAGUGGAACUCGGACAACAUGACCAUGCUGUUGGGUCAGCUCAGCCCGGAGGACCGCAAGACGUUCAACUUUGACGUGCGCCAGCUCAACUGGCCCGAGUACAUCGAGAACUACUGCAUCGGCACCAAGAAGUACGUCCUGAACGAGGACAUGUCUGACAUUCCCGCCGCCAGGCAGCACCUCAGGAAGCUGAGGAACAUCCGCUACACCUUCAACACCGUGCUGGUGGUCUUCAUCUGGAGGGUCUUCAUCGCCCGCUCGCAGAUGGCCAGGAACAUCUGGUAAAACUGUGAUGAGCCAUUCAGAAAAAAAAAAAAGAGGUACAAAAUAUUUAUGCAAAGUCUAUUUCCGAGGGCUCGCCCUCUUAAUUGUCACCACCAGUGGUGUGUGUUUUGAUCCCGAGCUCGUAGCUGCGGUGAUCUUGUGUGCUGAUGGCCAAACUCCUCGUUAGCGUCGUCGGUGACGACAAAUGCGACCAAUGACUUCAUCUAAUUCCAUCUGAUGUUUGAGCGCGUCUGCUCCGUGCUUCAUUCAAGUGUGAAAUAAACCAGACCAGAGCGUGCA